This is a messenger RNA of Sabethes cyaneus, 7479 nucleotides long. Its product is annotated as peroxidasin. The transcript has 11 exons. Gene Ontology annotation, biological process: response to oxidative stress. The record is from RefSeq and is a predicted model, not a curated record. Bases 1316 to 5833 code for a protein of 1505 amino acids. Gene Ontology annotation, molecular function: peroxidase activity; protein binding; heme binding. Lineage: Eukaryota; Metazoa; Arthropoda; Insecta; Diptera; Culicidae.
UUCCGUAGUCGAGCAGUUGCGCGCUUCUUACAGAUUUCAUUCAGCCAGACAGUUUAGACAAUUGUUAAAGGGUGGUUUGGCCAACCACCCACUUGACGCCUGUACCCGCUAGUUCCCGCGGUGGUAUGAGAAGUUUGUCUGAUUGUGACGGGAUCUAGACGAUACGAAUAGGAGCAAUAUCGUCGGGGGCUCUUGGGGUAGGUCCGGCGGUCGUCAGCGCACUAGGGAAUGACAAUUCAAGAAGUAUAGCUAGAGUUCGUGUGGAAACUAUAUAAAUGAUUUACUCUCGGCGUCUUGUGAUUAAUUAAUUGUAGUGAUUCUUAUGGAAUUGGAUCAAGCGUGACAGUACAAGCUGAUGUGUGACAUGUUUUCGUAAUUGUUAUGAGUUUGUAAAUGGUGAGGACUUUUCAAUUAAGCAGCUGAGCAUGCAGUGUAGUGUUUGAAUUUUGCAUAUGAAAACAGUAUUAGUGGAGUGAUGCUGUGCGCGCGGAUGCAGAGCUUAAAGUGGUAACCGCUCUCGCCAAGCUGAUAAGCUCAAAACAUAAGUGUUAAGUCCAGUUAGUUUUCUUAUCUCGGACUUUUAAAACGCAGCAGAGAAUUGUUUUGUGGAAUUAGUUCGGCUGUAGUAUUUCCGUAUAGUAGAGAAGCAAAGAAAAUAAGGAAAUUUUCAAUGCUGUGUCCUGUGACUGAAAGUUGAAAAGUCUGCUGUAGACAAAAGCUGAAGCGGUAUAAUAUUCCAGGUUUAUAUUUAUGUUGUCGUGUUUGCGGAUAAUAUCCCUGUGAAAAGAAAACAAUAUAAGGAUAAACGAGUGAAAAACUGUUCAGAAAAAAAGGCAAACCGUUUCGGGCGCGAGAGACCAAAAAAAAAAGAAAAGUGAUUAUUGUGCGGAAGUGAAACAGUGGAAAGCGGAAACAUAAAGGCCUGUUGGCGAUUCAAUGCACCGCUUUUCCGACUGGCAGAAACGCGGUAAUCUUCGAAGUGUAUAAAUGUUUUAGGGAUUUGCUGAAUUUAUAAUCGUCUGGGAGUAGACAACUACUAGCAGGUUUUGGUUUGGUCGCGUUCUCGGUCGCGUUUUCAUCGCGGUCUGUUGAUCCGAUCCCGCCCUUCGGUGAUGGCUUUUUGGUGUGGGAUAAUAAAUCGUGUUCCAGAAUAAGAGAUAUAAGAGGGGAAGCCGGAAUUGUAGGCAGCUCGCCCGGCAACAACCAAGACUGACAGAAAGUCAAACAGUGUUAAAUAAACAUCGAAACUGCCGAUUCGCGGAAUUCUGCGAAAUUCGUUUGGCUCCGUAUCAUUCAUUGUGCGCAUAAACGCGAAAUGCCGAAAUUGUUCCCGCUUGUGACCGGCGACGUCCGUCGGUUGCCGUGUCGACCAGUGGCAGUGAUUGCCGUUAUCAUCACUCUGGCGGCGCUGGCGAUCACGACCGAUGCAAUGGGAUGUCCGCAGAAAUGCUCUUGCCAACAGCGUACGGUACGAUGCCUCAAGCAGCAGCUCGAUAAGAUCCCGGAAAUGCCAGCCGACACCAACAUUGUGGAUCUCCGCUACAAUCACAUUCGUGAAGUUGCAAUGGAUUCAUUUUCCGGGCUGGCUCAUCUGCAUACGAUUUUCCUGAACGAAAAUCAAAUUUCACGCUUGCAAAGCGGAGCAUUCCGCGGGCUGCCGUCGCUGAAAUAUUUAUACCUCAACAAGAACAAGAUAGCGUUCAUUGCGCCGGAUGCUUUCGAAUCACUGGACCGGCUUCACAGUUUAUAUUUACACUUCAACAAUAUCACCACCUUUGAAAGGCAGACCUUCUCCAAUAUGCCGGCUCUGGAACGAUUAUUCCUGUACGGCAACCAAAUCCGGCAUAUUCCCGAGGGAACCUUCGAAGCUCUACCCGCGUUGAAGCGUCUCCGAUUGGACGACAACCCGCUGGAAUGCGACUGCUCGUUAUUGUGGUUCCUGAGGGUGCUGCGGAACAGCUCGAGCAGCUCGCUGCUCGCUACUGCCGGCUGUGGAACGCCGGAAACUCUCGCUGGCAGAAAUGUGGCAGACCUAACCGAGGACGAUUUUCAUUGCACCAAACCGGAGAUUGUGACCGAACCCCGAGAUAUCGAGAUAAGCUACGGCCAGACGGCCGUUUUCACAUGCAAAGCCGUUGGCGACCCCCGACCGGAAAUUGUGUGGAUGUUAAACACGAACGAAAUCCACUCGGACGAUACCCGAAUCAAUGUACUGCCGGACGGGUCACUGCGGAUCGACGAGGUCACGGCAACGGAUGCCGGCCGGUACGAGUGCAUGGCGAAGAACGACAUGGGCCAGGUGCAGUCCCGGCCGGCUCGAAUGAUUGUCAACAACGAGGUCAUUGAAACGGAAUCUGAAGCACCGAAGUUCAUACAGACUCCGCCGGUCGAGCUGGUACUAGCCGAGGGGCAACCGAUUGCGCUGCACUGUGUGGUGUCAGGGGUCCCAACACCGAGCAUUAUGUGGAAAUUUAAUAACCAAAACGUUCAGAAUGGCCGCAUCAAGCUUUUCAGUAACGGGUCGCUGAUUUUGCCGGUAGCAACGCUGGACGACGGUGGAAUGUACAGCUGUUAUGCCGGAAACGCCAUUGGAAACGUGUCUGUCAAUGCCACCGUACACGUUAAUGCCGCACCACGGAUCACACUUGCUCCGGAGAAUGUAACAACUAAAACGGGAAGCCGCGUAACGUUGGAGUGUGAAGCGGACGGGAAUCCAUUGCCGCACAUCUGGUGGAAGCGGAACGGUCAACCGCUUGUCGAGACCAACCGGAUCUACCUUAGCGACGACGACAUCGAGCUUACCAUCGAACACAUCAAGGAGUCCGAUUCUGGAACCUACGUCUGUGUGGCGGAAAGCGAGCUAGGAAGCGUCGAGUCGACCGCCGAAAUAGUCGUGAUAAACGACGUUGGGCCACCGAAAUUCCUCUUCGAGCCGUACGAUUUGGAAGCAAUCGAGGGAACGACUAUCGAGCUGCCAUGUAAGGCCGAAGAUGAUGACAUUCAGCAGACCAAAUGGCGAAAGGAUGGACGAACGCUCACCCAGACGGAAAAGUAUCGCUUGUCGUCGGCAGGUAGUCUGUUUAUUUCCAAUCUCACGGAGACGGACCAGGGACGAUACGAGUGCUCUCUGUUGAAUCAGUAUGGGCGCGCUACAGCCAGCGGAUUGCUGACGGUUAAAAAAAAGUUGGAGCUCCUUCCCGGUGAUCAAUUCGUUCGUAUUGCCAUUGCUGAAGCAUCACGGGAAGUCGAUCUUGCCAUCAACCAAACGAUUAUCAAACUUUUCACUGGAAACACCAGUAAAUCACAACAUCAUGGUGACCUGUUCCGGAUAGUUCGCUUUCCAACGGGACCAGCUCGCGAAUUAGCUCGCGCCGCCGAAGUCUACGAACGUGCUCUGGUGAACAUCCGGAAGCAUGUGGACUCCGGAAAGGCGUUAACCACUAACAAAACGGACUUCGAUUACAAAGAUCUCCUCUCACCGGACUACCUUGACCUGCUAGCUCAGCUAUCAGGUUGUAUGGCUCAUCGAGUAACGCCCAAUUGUACGGAUCUAUGUUUUCACGCUAAAUUUCGAACACUGGAUGGAUCGUGUAAUAAUUAUAAAAACCCAACAUGGGGAUCCUCACUUACCGGCUUUCGAAGAUUGCUUCCUCCGCUCUACGAAAAUGGCUUCAAUAUGCCGAUAGGCUGGAACAAAACGACUCUGUACAAUGGUUUUUCGAAACCAAGUGCCCGCCUAGUGUCAACCAGUUUGAUAUCGACCAAUGAGAUCACGCCGGACGAUCGUAUCACGCACAUGGUAAUGCAAUGGGGACAAUUUCUGGAUCAUGAUUUGGAUCACGCGAUACCGUCAGUUAGCUCCGAAAGUUGGGAUGGUGUGGACUGUAAGAAAACAUGCGAAUAUGCUGCGCCAUGCUAUCCUAUUGAGAUUCCCGCGAAUGAUCCACGUGUGCACAAUCGACGCUGUAUUGACUUUGUACGGUCCAGUGCCGUUUGUGGCUCAGGAAUGACUUCCAUCUUCUUCGGUACUGUUCAGCCACGGGAGCAGAUCAAUCAGUUAACUGCCUUUAUAGAUGGCUCUCAAGUGUACGGUUAUUCCGAGAGUUUUGCGAGAGAUUUGAGGAAUCUAACAACGGACGAUGGAUUGCUGAGGGAAGGACCGCGUUUCCCAAAUCAAAAGUCAUCGUUGCCAUUUGCGGCGCCAACGGACGGAAUGGAUUGUAGGAGAAAUUUGGACGAGAGUAGUGUAAAUUGCUUUACCGCGGGAGACAUCCGGGUUAACGAACAGUUAGGUCUACUGGCGAUGCAUGUCGUUUGGUUCAGAGAGCACAAUAGAGUCGCUACUGAGUUGAAACGAAUUAAUCCUCAUUGGGACGGGGAUAAAUUGUAUUUCGAGGCUAGGAAAAUAGUUGGGGCGAUGGUGCAACACAUAACAUAUGAAUACUGGUUACCUCAGAUCAUUGGUGAACAAGGCAUGUCGGCACUUGGAUCGUACAGCGGUUAUGAUUCAACUAUUAAUCCAUCAGUUUCCAAUGAAUUUGCAACGGCAGCUCUUAGAUUUGGACACUCUCUAAUAAAUCCGAUCCUUCACCGGUUAAACGAGUCGUUCGAAACGAUUAAUCAAGGUCAUGUUCCGCUGCACAAAGCUUUCUUCGCUCCGUGGAGAAUUGUAUAUGAAGGUGGCGUUGACCCCCUUUUGCGAGGUUUAUUUUCUGUACCGGCAAAAUUAAAGAAACCAAACCAAAAUUUGAAUACUGAUCUCACCGAGAAGCUGUUCGAAACCGCACAUGCCGUAGCGUUGGAUCUUGCAGCAAUUAACAUUCAGCGAUCUCGGGAUCAUGCAAUCCCGGGUUAUAACGAGUAUCGAAAGCUUUGCGGAAUGAAGGUAGCAAAUUCAUUUGCAGAUUUGGCACAAGAAAUCACUAACCAACAGAUUAGAAGCAAACUGGAAGAGCUGUACGGUCAUCCAAGCAAUAUCGACCUGUGGGUUGGAGGUAUUUUGGAAGACCAACUGCCGGGUGCUAAGGUGGGACCCCUGUUCAUGUGCAUAUUGGUCGAGCAGUUCAAAAAAUUACGUGACGGAGAUCGUUUUUGGUAUGAAAAUGAGCAAUUCAAACCUGAACAGCUGGCACAAAUUAGAAAGACUACAUUGGGACGUGUACUUUGUGAUAAUGGAGACAAUAUUACUCGCGUUACGGAAAAUGUCUUUGUACUUCCUAGCAAACAAGGUGGUUACAGGUUCUGCGAUGAGCUUUCGCAGAUGGACUUCGAGCAUUGGAUCGAUUGUAGUGACUGUUCUCGGCAUCAUAAACGCUACAAUGUGCUGCCCAGACAGCGAAGAUCUGUAAGAUCAAUCCGCGAUAUCAGUUCACAGCUAGCGAAAAAACCGGAACCAGAAAAUCAUUUGGAGGAAGAAUCUUUCAUAGACGACGACAUGAAUGAGGAGCGCAUCGAGGGUCUGGAAUCGCUCAUCGAAACAUUCCAAAAAUCCAUGAAGCAGAUGCGAAGAAAGAUCCGGCGUUUGGAGCAGCAGUGUUCAGCUGCGGUAGCGGCGGUAUCGUCGAACGGCAGUGUGAAUUCGAUCAAAGGUAAACCGCACGGACACUGUGUCGAUAACAAAGGAAUCAAGCGAUUGAACAACGAGAUCUGGAUGCGGGACGAUUGCACAAAAUGCGAAUGUGAACAUCAUCAGAUCAGCUGCGAAACGGAGAAAUGUGCUGAACUAAUCUGCGAAAACGGGUUAGUGCUGAUGAAGGAGGACGGUAAGUGUUGUUCUACGUGUGCGGUAGACGACAGUGAACCACUAACGGUAACGGCGAAGGACGACCAAUGAACGGAAAUUUUCAUUUGUGAAACAUCCAAUUUAGCGGUGAUAAACUAGAAAGUAAGGAGUUCGAUUUCGUAUUAGCAGUUGAUCGCGUUUGUGAAUGUUUCAUUAGACUGUCUAGUCGAGUAUCUGUGCCAAAUUUCGAUGUGCGAUGGAAAUUGCCGAUCAUUUUAUUUGCCAAAUGUUAAUUUUAAAUAUUAAUGAUAUUUAAAUGAUAGGUAACGAAGCUUGACCAUUGAGCAGUAAAUUCACUGAGUGCUUAAAAAGCAAAAGUUUUUCAGCAAAGUCCCAUAAUGAACAAAUAAGCGUCAAAUGAAGUUUAUAAUGUAAAACGAGGAAACUGAUAACAAUCUUGGAAGUUAUUACUUACAACUAGAUUAAUAACUUGUCUAUUAAAUAACAAACCUAUCAAUUUGCUUAUUAACAAACCAAUGAAUAUUUUAUACUAUCAAUCGAAUUGGAAAUUUUAUGAAUACUUGAGAGAGUCAAUUCUAUUGUGCAUGAAAUUUUAACCAUAGAUUUUCGUUUAUGAGUAACUGAUGUGUAAAAUGUAUCAUUUACAAGAUGUUUAUUCUAUUUUCUCGUUAUUGUGUUCAAAAUAUUAUUCGCCCAUUUUGUUCUUUCUAAGUAUGUCAUAGAGUCCAAAUACAAGUUUUAAAGUACAUAAUGCUUGAUUAAUUGGCUGUCUUAGUAGAAUCUCGUACAUGAUAAGGGAAAAAUGUUUGGAGAAGUAUUUCAUUGAUUUAAAAAUUUCAGCUUCACAUAUAUUGAACUGUUUUAUUUUUGAAUACGGUGGAUCAUUAAUUGUAGAUGGCAGCAAAGCAACAGGACAAGAAAUUCGAGAAAAAAAAUACUCAAAACAUGCUGCACUUGAAGAAGUCCGAUCGAUGCAACUACAAAAAAGCAUAAUAAAUAAGAUAGAACCAUUCUGGUGUCUCCUUGCAAAAUCUUCGAAACGCAAACAGUGCCAAAAAUACAUAAAUGUUAACCAUUUUAAAAUUUUCAUUCAAUGACGGCAUUUCAAUCAAAGAGCAUGGAAUAAAAAUCCGCAGGAUACGUUAACAUAAUUUUCUAACGAAACAACAUCAGUUAAACAUACACAUAGUGGUAAUUAGAUAGUUUCCAACAUUUGUUCAGUUUAGCAAACUCACGAUCAGUAGUGUAGAACCGAAUUUAGUAUCCAAAAAACCAUUGAAUCCUCAUACUAAAAGGAUUACCAUAUCCUAUAUCAAACCCUUUAUCUGUUGAAUACAUAAGCCUACAUCACAUCAAGAACCUCGAAGUCAUUCAAAUUUGCUGGAAUUUCUGAACAGUUUAUUCCAUAAAAUAAAGUAGAAUCAAAAUCUCUUAUAAGACUUAGAGUAAAAAUAAAUUACGUUCUAUUUUGACAUCCAGACAAGCUUCCACAGGUAUGCGUUAAUGUUUGGGUGUUAGGGAUUCAAGUCUAGCCAGUAAGACAAAUACUUCUACACGAAAGAACAGAAUAAAUAAGACAGUGGGAUUGUUGUCAAAUGCAUAAAUACUAACAGUAGAGAGUUACAGGUCAUACCACUAAACACAGAAUAUUGAACUGUAAACUAAAACUAAACAUCAACAAAAAACGAAUACCGAACUCAAUAAUAAAUAACAAUUUUACUCUUUUUCGAAUUACC